Messenger RNA from Ostrinia furnacalis (Asian corn borer), 1051 nucleotides. RefSeq lists its product as uncharacterized. The coding region runs from base 98 to 1051 and encodes 317 amino acids. The record is from RefSeq and is a predicted model, not a curated record. The transcript is spliced from 5 exons. Gene Ontology annotation, cellular component: nucleus. Gene Ontology annotation, molecular function: zinc ion binding. Lineage: Eukaryota; Metazoa; Arthropoda; Insecta; Lepidoptera; Crambidae.
GUUCGCCAUAAAAAAUUGAUAUUUUCAUUAUUUUACAUUAAAUAAAAUAUUAAUAUUAGGUUUAAAAUACCAUUAAUAUAACUAAUUAAGAACAAAAAUGAAAGCAUGUCGAUUUUGCCUUCAAACCGAUGGAAUAUUAUGCGAAUUACAAAACUCGGACGCUCAAAAUUUUAUUGAAGAAAUAUUUAAACAAAAUGGAUAUCAAGGCUUCAUUUCAAGUAACUACGUAUGUUGUAUGUGCAAGUUUCUAUUGAAUAAAAGUUACAAAUUCGUAAAAAAAGCACUGAGAGCUCAACAAAUACUAAAAGAUAUAUUGGAGAAUAAUAAUGAUAUUACAAAUGCAUCCCUAAAAAAGAUAAACAGACACAAAUUAGAGCUAGACGAAAACCUUGUCUGUCAAGAAAAUUCCGUAAACUAUUGCUUUUGGGAAGAGAACGAUGGUAAAGCCAAAACUAACUUCAGCGUAGAGGCAAUGGAGAAUGUGUGCAUUACGAAAAAGGAAGACGUAUACGGCAGUGAAACGUUCUUAACACCCAUAGAUUAUUAUCCAGAAGCUGUGUACGGAAGUGAAAAUGAACAAGUCCAUGAUUUCGGACUUAUCAAACAAGAAAACGUACACAAAAUAGAAAUUAAAAUAGACGUCCAAAAUAUACAAAGUGAGAAUCUUGAUAAUGACGACGAUACAAAAGUCAAAAUAGAUACAGAUGAUUACGAUGAAAAACCCUCAUUUAAUAACAGUGACGAUGAUUCUGAUGAUAAAGAAAUUCUACGAGACGUUCUUACUAGAAAAUGUAAAAAGGAAGUUCCUGCUACAAAAAACAAAAAGAGAAAACCUGCAAAACCUAAGCAAAAGAGAAUCAAGAAAGAAAAACGCGAUUAUAGGAAAUACCCCAUGAAAUGUGAUGAUUGUGAUCACAUGGUGCAGUCCAAGAUGGAGCACUUCCACCAUUACCUGGCGUUCCACAAGGACCGCCAGUACCCGUACCGGCGGGAAGGCACCUACAUGUGCCAGCACUGCGGUAUUGUUAAGACGAGCCUAAUCCGUCAAUAA